Messenger RNA from Eruca vesicaria subsp. sativa (arugula), 327 nucleotides. The record is from the annotation of a GenBank genome assembly. NCBI's taxonomy places the organism in Eukaryota, Viridiplantae, Streptophyta, Magnoliopsida, Brassicales, Brassicaceae.
AUGUAUGAAGGUGGGCGGAUGCAAUACCCACCACCUCAGCCGCAGCAGCAACAACAUCAAAGUCACUACAUGCAAGGUCCACAAGGUGGUGGGUACGCACCUCAGCAGCACCAGGCUGGUGGUAGUGGUAACACAGGGACACAAUCUCGUGUCUUGAGAUCAAAAUAUGGUGAGCUGAUAGAGAAGCUAGUAAGCAUGGGUUUUAGAGGAGAGCACGUCAUGGCCGUAAUACAGAGGAUGGAGGAGAGUGAUCAAGCUAUAGACUUUAACGCACUCGUUGACAGAUUGAGUGUACAGUCUUCAGGAGGGCCUCCCAGAGGAUGGUGA